Messenger RNA from Pocillopora meandrina, 3763 nucleotides. Lineage: Eukaryota; Metazoa; Cnidaria; Anthozoa; Scleractinia; Pocilloporidae. The record is from the annotation of a GenBank genome assembly.
UUUAUUCCUAUCCAUUUAGAUGACCAAGAUGGCACUAAAACAGAACCUCAGUCUCCCACCAGCUGCUGUCAUAUAUUUGAGAAUCUGGGGCUGGAAGGGGAGGAUGUUGAGAUCAGGGUGGACUUUCCUGAUCUGAAGCUCGUCUACCACAAGACACAGUCCCGUGCUAACCGUCAAUCCAGACAACGAGUCGUGAAAGGAAAGAUCAAGGUGCGUGUGCUCACUCAAGGUCAUCAGGUGCAGACCAUUGAGGUUUACGUCGAGAGAACUCCCAAUGCCGCACUCCUGGUUGGAGAUAAAUGCGGCAGAGUGUACCUCAAGUCCCAGCCAGGACCCUACUUUCCAAAUAAGGUAAAGAAAAAAGGUUACGUUAGACGUCUACUUCAGGCUGGUGACUGUCACAAUUCGUCAAAUUGUUUCUGGGGGGUGCGGGGAGAGGGGAUCACGUCAAACAUAAUCAUCUGUAUGUUUUCUUGGCUUUCUUGUGUGAUAUUUGAUUUUUAUUGAUAUAGUUUCGAUACUUAAGCUCGUGACAAUAUUCCUGAGGCGACUCCGUAAGACCUGUUAAAUGAAACAGAAGGGCUAAAUGCGGUAAUUCAUGGUCUAGACUAAACAUGAUUACGCCUACUUUAUUGAGACGAGGGGGAGGUUGAUCAUUGAUUAAUCUUCCCUUUCCCAUUGCACAUGCACAUCUGUGUUGUUGUGGCAAGUUAGAUUUCGUACAAAGACAUAGGCAUCUGUAUCACGGGAAACGUAUGCUGGACACUGAUGUGACUUAAGUAUUAUUUUCGCCUGGCGCUCAAGUAAAUGCGUAUUCUGGCCUUGCAGUUGAUUCAGAGGUGAGUAAAUUGUGUUUGCUAAUCUUUAGAAAGUGUGGCGUGUCCUUGAUAGCGAUCAUUUUGUUCAAAGCUUUCCCGUCAGAGGUUUACGGUGCAAAGGUAACCUAAAGGUAAAGAGCGAGUUCUGAUCUCAAAAUUAUCAAGGGGUUAAGUUACAUGAGGAGAGGAGGAGGAGGGGGGGGGGCGAGGGGGGGGACUGGGAAGGGAGAGCCUAAGAAAAACAGAGAAUUCAGAGAGUUUUUAGUAGUGUUUGUCAUCGAGUAUGUGCCUAAACAUUUAGGCAGAUUUCGGACCUUCAAUAAAAGUAGAGGUAAUAACAGAGAAGAGUGCAAAUCGUUGUUUCUACAAAUCCUACCUUUCGCCCACCAGAUAUUGACAUACGUAUUAGAGAAAGAGGCUCAGAGGUCCACCGAGGCUAAACUCUUUCACUCAAAAAAGGGACUGUAGAAUAUCAAUUCGCUUAAAGAAGUCCUUGAAUCGCCAAUUUAAACCGAGAAAAGGCCUUCGUGCUUUCUCGCCUCUUAUGUAUUCGUAGACUCAAGUACUCCCGGCCCUCUGUUUUUUACAAAACUACUUCACAGGCCUGCUUAUCUGAACAUUCUCUCCACAGUAUUACUUCACGAUUGAUUUGGACUCUGUUUACGAGUCUCCAACGAGGCAUGGCGUUCCUGUGUACAAGCUGUCUACAGUGGACGCAGAGAGACGAAAUAACUUCCGUUUGGUGGUUGUGGUAGUACUAAUCGGUGAUCACCGCAGUAAGGAGUUCAUCAGUCGACCGUUUCGUCUGCGUAGUAAAACAAAUGGCAGGUUCAGAAGCUUGUCAUUAUAGAUCAUCUAGUUAUGUGCUAAUUUGUAAAUCUCUGGCUGUACUGAUAAUUUUAUGUGAAUUCUUCAAGAAAUUCAGGUGCUAUUGUAGCUCUCUGCCAUGAGCUGUAGGAUCGCAACCCCAGUAUACUUUGAAUUUCUUAAAGACUACAGCGAACAGUUGAUACCAAUUUUGUCAUUAACAAACCUUUUGGUUAAAAAUCAGAGUGCAGCCAGAGAUUUGUGGAUCACAUAAAAGUAUUAUCCGUCGAGAAACAAGUCUGUCUUACCGGUUUUCAUGAACUGGUUGAGGUGUACGUUAGAUAUUAUAUAUCGGCUUAUAUUAAGUUGCAAUGAGGUCCACAGAAAAUGAUUGAACUUUUCAUGUGCUUGUACCUGAAAAGUGAAAAGAACUCUAGUAAAUAUUCUGUCUAACAAAAUCAGAACUUCUCCAGAAUAACUACCGUCGUUUGAGUUACAUUGAAUCUCAUUCGACGUCAAGGUUUGCUCAGGCCUUGCUUCUACAAUAGGAAUGAAAAUAUUAAGGAGCUACUUUACGAUCGCAUUUUGCAUCUCGCAGAGAUACCAGAAACUAAAAGCAAGCCACAAAAAAACUACUCAUAAAGUUGAAAUCUCCAAAAGGGGAAAUGUGAUAAAUUUAAAAGGACCAGAGAUGACACUGAAAGGAUGGAAGAGAUUAAAAUGAAUUGUGAACUAAAAAAUUGAAGAAUGCAGACUUAAGUUUUCAAGGAGCAGAUAUUGUGACCUCUCUUCGGGGAAAGUGCGAGAUUGGAAAGAAGUAUUUCUGAGGCUGUGAACACUUGCUGUUCUUGAAGAUCAAAUUGAAUUGUAAUUUUAAGGUGCACAAAGUAUUAAUUAAUUAUCUCUUUCGAGGAGUAAACGAGAUCGCAAGGAAGUCGUUUUGAAGGUUGUGAACAUAUAUGCUACUUGAAUUAAGCAACAAGAUUCUCCUCUUCGAAUGUUUUAUUUGUGGUUUUUGACGUUCUUCCUAACGGUAUAGUUAGUUACUUGCGUAACUCUAUAGAGCAACAAAGAUUUUAAAAAAUUACGUAGUUACAGAGUAGGUAUUAGCACAUGGAAAGUUCGACAUUUAAGGAUCCAAUGCCUUUUUUCCAAAGACUACUGCUGUGCAGUGCAUUUUUGCGUCUAAUGAUUAACGAGCCAAGUUUGAUUUCUUUGGUGAUUAGUUGUUUGCAAUUUAGGACUAUGGAUUAAGAGUAACUAUCUUGUCAUUUUUUGAGGUCUAGUUAUGGAUAAUUUUUCCUCUCCCAAGACAUAAAGUUUUGGAAAAGUUUAGGUACUACCAUAUCAGUAAGCAACCUAUAUAGCAUAAACCUUUUAUAAUUAUUGAAAUGUUCUAGUGUAGCUUUGAUACCUGCUGAUCACUCCAGCUAUGCUCCUGUUAAGUCAUGAGUAAUCAUUAUAGUGUAGUUUUCCUGUAUCCAUUUAGAGCAAUUUUCAAUCGAGUGUCGAAAGGAGCACGGUAUUGCUAUGCUUUUACUUAACUUUGCUCUGUGAUUCGUACAAAAAACUUGGUCAUCCUCUCAACUAAUCAGAUUCAAAGCUCAAAACAAUUGCAGCCUGGUAACUCGCGUGUUCCCGCGCUUCAAGCAAGUUUUCCAGUUUGAGUUCUCAUUGGCUUAGUACUUUGGAAACCUUUGUUCUGAUUGGUCCCUGGGACUGCUAUAGUUUUAGUUUUUCGACGUUCCACUUAAAACUGCUCUAAUUACGUUAUUAGGAUCAAGUAUUUUACGCGCUUCGUAUGCGAAACAGAUAAUUGUCUAGCAAUAAUACCCCAUGCAUAUUUCAUGGUCUUUUGCCUUCAGCUUCAAUAGGAUUACAAUCACUUAAUUGAACUGUGGAAGGACGUUAUGCGAGCGAUGUCAAUUUCUAGACUCUUCACGCCCUUUUCUAAAGAAAAUGCUUGUUUUUUACUUUUUGCCAAAUAAAAUCUUUUAAAUUUUAUUUCUUUCACUAUCUGUUCUGAUUUAGCACCGCGUUACUGAUUACUUUGCUCUCAAGCUCCGUACUCUUACCUCUCGAAAAGAAUGAGGUUCAGCCGUAACUAACAGUGCGGACGGAGGAAACGAGGCUAGGCG